GAAAUGGUGAUGCAAACCUGUUGGGCUCUGGUCUUCUGUGAUCCAGGGCCCAGCUUGGGGAAGGACUCAUAACUAAGGUUGUCUGGGCCCCAGGCCUUUCUCAGAAGGGGAUGGAGUCCUCCUUGCAGAAAGCCACCCAUGUGCCCAUGCAGCCUGGCAAUCCCUGAAAAGGCCUUCCAGCACCCUGAAGCUCCUCCGGACCAUGGUGAAGCUGCCCCUCUUGGCCCCUGCCUGGCUGUAACCCUGCCCAGGGCACUGUCAGGAAGGAGGCUCACCAGCCUCAGAGCAGGGAUUCACCCAGUUUAGAAUGGAGGCUUUUCAGUUCUGCUAAUAGAGGAACCAAGAAAUGUCCCCUAUGAAAGGAGAAGUGUGUCAUGGCCCCCUGACACACAGACCCCACUUCUGUCCCCAAGUGAGUGCCCAUUCUCUGGAAAGCCGCAAACAUUCCAAGACUGGACUUCAGUUGAAUCAUUUCAAAUUCUUCGAACUCCAUGGGUCUAGGGAAGGAUGUAGGGGCAUGGGGGAGGUGACAGGAGGCGGGGCAGGAUCCCCCAAGAGGUUAAAUAGGUCACCUCCACACUUGGCUGUCAACCUGGUCUCCUCUGACCAGAGGGGUUCACACAUAGAGACCUUCUCCUGGGCUCUCGACAUCAUGACCUCCCUGAAGAUGCUGUUCCUGGUCGCCCUCCUCCUGGGGGCUUCCCUGAAGGACACCCACGCAGCUCGAGGAGUCAACGUGGGCCGGGAGUGCUGCCUGGAGUACUUCAAUGGAGCCAUUCCUCUCAAGAAGCUGGUGAAGUGGUACUGGACCUCAGUGGAGUGCCCCAGGGAUGCCAUCGUGUUGGUGACUCGCCAUGGCAGAUCCAUCUGUUCGGACCCCGACGAUGCAUGGGUGAAGAAGGCAGUCAGAUAUUUGCAAAAUGCCUUGAAGCUGCGUGACCUCAUCACCCAGAAGUCAUGAUUCCUUCCUGUAACGGAGACUUCCCGCCUCCUUGUUCACUGCUCCAACCCUGAGCUCCCCGGGUCCAAGGGAGGCCUGAUGAGGACAAAGAGGCCCCUUGUCCCCUUGUCUGAUUAAAGUCUUUC
Messenger RNA from Vicugna pacos (alpaca), 1086 nucleotides. It is a transcript of the gene CCL17, whose product is annotated as C-C motif chemokine ligand 17. Lineage: Eukaryota; Metazoa; Chordata; Mammalia; Artiodactyla; Camelidae. Gene Ontology annotation, biological process: immune response. Gene Ontology annotation, cellular component: extracellular region. Gene Ontology annotation, molecular function: chemokine activity. The record is from RefSeq and is a predicted model, not a curated record.